Mytilinidion resinicola is the source of this 1641-nucleotide messenger RNA. RefSeq lists its product as uncharacterized. The record is from RefSeq and is a predicted model, not a curated record. Lineage: Eukaryota; Fungi; Ascomycota; Dothideomycetes; Mytilinidiales; Mytilinidiaceae. The coding region runs from base 1 to 1641 and encodes 546 amino acids. The transcript has 3 exons.
AUGAAGUCGCCCAAUCCCGAUAACAAGACCUCAACCAGAAUCCGAGAUGUAUUCACAAUCAUUCGGAAGAAGGGCGAAGUCGAUGACUUGGAGAAACGCAUAUCGAGACUGCGCGACCAGAUCAGUUUCCACGUCAUUCUCUCUAUCGUCCCAGUGCUAUCAUCUAGAGUCCAGUCACUGCAAGAUGACCAGGAUACGUCGAUGGCUGCCAUUCUGUUUCGAUUGGACGGUCUGCAUCGGAAUGCAGCGCGCCAAAACGUUGCUCCUCUUGUCGAUCAAACGAGCCUGAAUAGAAUGAUGGAUGACCUUCGGGAGAUUGCUACCAGAUCGGACAAACUUGAAAAAACACGGGAAGAACGGUCGAUACUCCAAAGCUUGCAAUUUGAGCAGAUGCGUAGCCGUGAAGAUGCGGUGAAGAAGUCACACGAAACUACCAUUGAGUGGAUAUGGGCUACGAAUUUCUUGGAAUGGAUGGAGACGGGCAACGGCAUCUUCUGGAUAGCGGGAAAACCUGGAUCGGGUAAAUCUACAAUUUCGGGCACCGCAAUGGAAAAAUCUAUGAAAGGCCUUCUCCAAACUCUUCUGUUCUCUAUCUUCAGUCAAUGUCCUGCAUUAGUACACGUCGCAUGCGCCUCUAAGCUGCGGGCAAGCGCGCAUGGUGUCAUCAGCCCCUGGACUCAGGACGAGUUAAAAGAUGUGUUUAGGUUGCUCCGGUCUCAACAAUCCAUAUCAGUGCGUUACCUUCUACUGGUCGACGGUCUGGACGAGUUCGGCGGACAGCAGAGAAACUUGCUUGAAUUCCUCGAGACACUGGCCACUUGUGCUAAUAUCAAAAUUUGUGUCUCGAGCAGGGCUGAAACUCCCUUCAUCCAGCAGUACGGUGAUGGAGCAUACAAUUUCUAUAUGCAAAACUUCACACGAGACGAUAUCCGCCAUUACGUUACAGAAAAGCUUAGAUCCAACGGGGAUUUUGAGCGUCUCUGCGGAAAGAAAGACCGAUCUGACGUACUAAUCUCAAAGAUACUCUCUGCUGCCGAAGGGGUCUGGCUUUGGGUCUAUCUUGUGAUUCAAUCAAUUUUGGAUGGCAUCACGAACGAUGAUUCGUAUCACGACUUGCAGUACCGCAUCGAAGAGCUACCCCAUGAUCUAGAGGAAUAUUUCCAAAAGAUGCUCUCCUCACUAGAUUCAAGGUACAAGAAGUUUACAGCCCGAGCAUUACUCGUGACGCUUGAAACAGAGUCAUUAAUUUCUUAUCAAUCGAGUUACCACAUUCUAGAGAUUGGUUUCCUCGAGGACGAAAUACAGGAUCCAGACUAUGCGCUUGCAUUCGACGCGGAGCUAGCACCCGCGGAGUCGUACUAUAACCUUUGCGAACGAGCAAAUAGAAGAAUAGCCACUUGCUGCAAGGGUUUCCUGGAGACAUCACACAAUGACGGAAACGAUCACGCAGAUCGCAUAGAAGAUGACCCGUUACACAAGACCAUUUGCCCAUUCAACACAGUUCAGUUGGUUCACAGAACUGCUGCAGAUUUUCUCAAGUCUAAGGAAAAGAUUGAGCAACUACAGGGCUGUGCUGGCCAUGGAUUUGACUCUUUGCUAGCCAUUGCGAAGUCGGCCUUCGCAGAGCAACUUGGUCCUUGA